Gordionus sp. m RMFG-2023 is the source of this 820-nucleotide messenger RNA. Its product is annotated as gastrula zinc finger protein XlCGF44.2-like. The transcript is spliced from 3 exons. Bases 91 to 666 code for a protein of 191 amino acids. NCBI's taxonomy places the organism in Eukaryota, Metazoa, Nematomorpha, Gordioida, Chordodea, Parachordodidae. Gene Ontology annotation, biological process: regulation of transcription by RNA polymerase II. Gene Ontology annotation, cellular component: nucleus. The record is from RefSeq and is a predicted model, not a curated record. Gene Ontology annotation, molecular function: DNA-binding transcription factor activity, RNA polymerase II-specific.
UCACUCACCUAUUAUAUGUGAAAUAUGACACUCUUAUGAUUUUAGCACUCUAUUAGAUUCGAAAGAAAUACUUUGCUUUUUAAUGUAAAAAUGAUACAGAAUGAACUAGAUGUAGAAGAUAACUCCUCUAAUGAAGAAUUUUCUGAUGUUUGUAAGAUGUACAACAAAAUUUUGGAAAAUAUAUCAGCAAAAGAUUUGUUUACCUUUUUAUCAGGAAAAUCUAAAUCUAACACUCAAAAGUUAUUUAAAGAAUGCAAUAUUUCAGAUUUAAAGCAAGAGGUAAUAAGGGAAAAUAAUAACGUUGCUACAUUUAAAAAAUUUGAAUGCACAAUUUGCAAUAAAUAUUAUACUUCUAAAGGCAUUUUAAACACCCAUAUAACUCAAGUACAUCUAAAGGUCAGGCCAUACCCAUGUAACAUGUGUCAAAAAUCUUUCAGUCAAAAAGGUAACCUCCGUGAACAUAUAUCUACUAUUCAUGAAAAAGUUAGACCUCACGAAUGUGUAUCUUGUGGAAAAAAUUUUACCCAAAAAGGAAAUUUGAAAGAACACAUGUUAAAAGUACACCACAAGCUCAAACCUUAUCCUUGUAUCUUUUGCCCAAAACGAUUCAGCCAAAAAGCCAAUAUGGAGCAACACAUUCGCAAAAUACACCCAUCUACAUUAUGAAUUCAAACAUAAAAAUCUCUAUUAUUUAUAACAAUUAUAGAAACAUAUAAUUAAAUAUCUCAGUUUUUGAAUGUUAGAAUGUUACUACUUUUAUGUAAUUUAUAUGAAUAAGUGCUCAAAAAUUAUUUCUUUUCAAGAUAUAUAAAUUUAAGUA